AGACUCUCAUAUAUAAUUUAUACAUAUGACAUUUCUAUUUCUAGAAGGUUUUUGUAGGUGGGGUUUUAGUCCGUGUUUGUUUAUACGAGGUGGAAGUCGUGAGUAUAGGAAGUGAAGGAUAACUUCUCCAAUAGUAUGAGAUCUUUUGGACGAAGGUAAAGCAAAAUCACAAGGCAGUAGAGGCACCUGUUGCUCCCACUAUUUGAAUAAAAAUUCAAAAUUCAAAAUCGUCUUGUAUUAGGUAACCUACGAUCAAAUUAGGUCGUGCGAACGUGAUGAUUAGGGAUGUGCCAUUUAAAAUUUGAUCUGACCCGACCCGACCCCAUACAAAACCAACUGGAAGAAGAAAAAUCCAUGGUCCUCCACACUUGCACCAUCAUCAGUAAUCGUGGUUGCAUGAUUUGAGCACAGCUUAGGCUCGUGAAUUAUAAUGAACCCAUUGUCUUUGCCAAAACACCAACCCUCAUAAAUGUCUUCCAUUAUUUAGACAGGUCCAAUCAGAUUAACAGUGCGGGGGUUCCAUUCCUACCCUAGUUCAAAAUUAGGAGACUUUUUAAAUUUACCCUUUUUUCCCCUUUUCUGAGUGGGGAUGAAUUCGCUAAUCUUUAGCUUUAGCCACAAUGAUGAAGCGAAUUGUCUCUCUCUUACUCUUUAUGUUGCUGGGGAAGGUGAAGUUGAAAAAUAAUGGUGGGAAGAAGGAAAAGAAAGAAAAAGGCAAUAAAGGGGUGUAGCUAGGGCAGAGGCUUUGAAGGUUGUCUGUACAGAAAACAAUGGCAAAAUUCCCUGUUGAAGUUUCGAAAUUGGGUUUCUGACUUCUGACUUCUGUAAGUCGUUUUGGUGGGACUGCCCCCUCCCUCGGCCUUCAUUGAUGCUGUCCUACCUGCUCACACUUCCCUUUUUGUCCGCUCACUAAUCUUUCUCUCUAAUGCACAGACACAGCAUUUUUAGCAAAAAGGGACAUGGCCCUCCGCUGACAUUGCCCCUAUUUAAUACCACAAAAUUUGCCAAUACCAAUUCCCAAAAAUGUUGAGUGAAAAAAGUAAACGAAGUCGGAAGCCCAUUAGCUUAGCUUUUAGAAUCCGUUUGGGGUUUAGGAGAAGUUUGACUAAUGCAAAAUUAGUAGUCGAUAGCCUCAAAAUGUGCAGGUGAAAAGUGCUGGACGUGGUGUGGGGAGGCCAAGGUUCAAAUGCUAUAARUAAUUCUGCAAAAGAAAACUGUCGUGUUUUUAAAGCGGUCCAUUCAAAUUCAUCCAUUUUUGUACUCUCAUUGACAAAAGAGGAGGAAAAAACGAAGGACCCGUGAUUUCAACUCCUUUUUCGCUUUAGCCAUGCUUUGGCUUAAGCAGAAACUCGAAAGCUGGAUUUGAAGGGGAGAGGGAAAUUAAAGAGAGAAAAAGGAAAAGAAAAAAGUAUCCAAACCCAAAGUUGCAAACAAGUCCAAGCCAUUUAGCAACUACGGCAGAUUGGGACCAUUGCAACUUAAGCCUCGUAGACCUGUGUGCUUAAGCUUAGCAUUAAUUAGUGUUAAGUUAGAUAAUUUGUACUCAGGUGACUGAUGAGGUGGGUUCACUUCACUUCAACUUCUCUGCUCUCUGUAUGGUCAGAUUAUUAUCGGUUUGAUCGGACGGUUGAGGCUUCAUGAUUCGGGGUUAAUCGACCGGUUCGGCUGUCCCUUGUGGCCCACAAGUACAUUGUACGAGUGUCACGUGUCGACUGAUUAUGUUGCAUGGCCCAUGUUUUUAUGUCUGCUGAUUAUAAGCACGAGAGGCUCCCAAUACAGAAGCAUAUGCAUAUCAUCUGCAAAUAAAACCUUCAGUCUUCAGUCUUCAGCCACAGCCACAGCCACCACCUCUUUCGUUCAGCCUCAGCCUGCUUUUUCCACUCAAAAUUCCAUCUUCUAGCUAGCAACAUUAAAAAACAAUGAGAGGAAAUGAGAAACUAUAGGAUGGCAAAACGGCAUUGUUAUCCAAUUUCAAUUGCACACUCGAUUUCUUCAGGGUAUCAAAACUCUUCCUCAAUUCUUCUUGAUUCCCUGUACUGCUUGGAAGAGCAGUGGGAGGAGGAACCCAAGCACGAAGCUAACUCAGUAUUAAAUGUUAAUAUCCACUCCCCAAACUCCGUCGUUUUGUCGGAGAGGGACUUUCUCUGGGAGGACGAGGAGCUGGUCUCUCUGUUCUCAAAGGAGACCAAAAAUAAGYUCCACAACACUCUCCCACAAAAUCCCCUUCUUGCCGCGGCUCGAGCCAAGGCUGUGGACUGGAUACUAAAGGUUAAUGCCCACUACUCUUUCACUGCCCUCACCGCCGUUUUAGCCGUUGAUUAUGUCGACAGAUUUCUGUCCAGCCCCCACUUUCAGAUUGGCAAGCCCUGGAUGACCCAUCUCACCGCAAUUGCUUGUUUAUCUCUUGCCGCCAAGGUGGAGGAAACCCAAGUUCCCCUUCUCUUAGACCUUCAGGUUGAGGAAAAUGAGUACUUUUUCGAAGCGAAGACGAUUAAAAGAAUGGAGAUUCUUGUUCUCUCUACGCUUCUUUGGAGAAUGAAUCCGGUGAACCCACUUUCCUUUCUUGAUUAUAUUGUAAGACGGCUCGGUUUGAAGGACCAGCUCUGUUCAGAAUUUCUCUGUAGAUGUGAGCGAUUACUUCUCUCUGUCAUUUUAGAUUCUAGAUUCGUAUGUUUUCUUCCAUCGGUAAUGGCAAGCGCCAUUAUGCUUCGAGUUAUCAACGACGUAGAACCCUGCGUCGCCGUUAAAUACCACGACCAGCUUCUGGGUUUUCUUCAAGUCGACAAGGAUAAGGUAGAGGAUUGCUCGCGGUUCAUCACGGAAGCAUCCAGAGGACACAUAAACGAAUUUGAAUUUAAGAAACGAAGAUUUGGUUCAAUCGACAUGUCGUGUGUCUCAAACGGUCGGAAUCGGAAUGUCGACUCGCCGGAGGCAGCAACUAAGAAGAGUAAGGUUGAUGAACAGCCACGGUAGACAAUCAAUUUUACGACAGCUGCAGAUUUUUUCCAGCAUUCCUUCGCUUCAUUUAAUUAGCCUAUAUCUAGCUCUGUACUUUUUGUUUUUCUCGUACGCCAAAAGUGUACGUUUAAUAAUUAAUAUAUAAUUUCUUAUAUUAUCAAGUCAA
Messenger RNA from Momordica charantia (bitter melon), 3124 nucleotides. Its product is annotated as cyclin-D3-1. Lineage: Eukaryota; Viridiplantae; Streptophyta; Magnoliopsida; Cucurbitales; Cucurbitaceae. The record is from RefSeq and is a predicted model, not a curated record.